AUGGUGGGGAGUUGUGGUAACGGGGAACACCGGGCGCAGGCGCGCAGCAGGGCAGCCUCCGGUGGGGUCCUCGGGCGCCGGUGCAUGGAGCCGCGGUGUCGUUGUGCGCAGGCGCACUCAGCUCGGCGCAGGGUUGUGUGCGCAGGCGCGCUGCGGGGCAGCCCCGCGGGGUCCUCGGCGGGACCGGGAGCGGGGCGGUCAUGCUGGGCGCGGGGAGCGGCGGGCGGCGGCGCCAUCGUGGUGCGGGCGGCCAGCCGGGCCCUGAGCCUCAGCCACGGCCGGGGCACGGUGGUGGUGGAGCGCUGGUGGCAGGUGCCGCUCAGCAAGGAGGGCCGGCCCCCCCGCCUGUACCACCGGCGGCACCGCGUGUACCGGCUGCUGGAGGACACGAAGCACCGGCCGCGGGGGCAGCUGGAGCUCCUCCUCACCCAGCCCGUGGAGGGUUUGGGGACCCGUGGGGACCUGGUGAGCGUGGAGAAACGUGGGCGGAACAAGCUGCUGCCGCGUGGUUUGGCCGUGUACGCGUCCCCCGAGAACCGGCGGCUGUUCGAGGAGGAGAAGCAGCUGCGUCAGGAGGGGGGGAAGGUGGAGGAGCAGCAGACGCAGAGCGGGGAGAAGACCCUCAGCUUCCUCCGGAGCUGCCGCCUCGAGGUUGGGAUGAAGAACAACGUCAAGUGGGAGCUGAACAACGAGAUCGUGGCGCGGCAUUUCCUCAAGAACCUGCGGGUUUUCGUGCCCCCCCAUGCGGUGAAGCUGCCCGAGGAGCCCAUCACGCGCUGAGAAUACUGGUGCGAUGUGACGGUGAACGGGCUGGACACGGUGCGGGUGCCCAUGACCGUGGUGCAGUUCAUGCGCCCCAAGACCCGGCGCUACCGGCACUGGCUGCAGCAGCAACGGGAGGCGCUGGAGGCCACCAGGGAGGGGUUGCUGUGAAACUGGGGGGGCCCCCGACCCCCCUGGGACCCCCAAACUACACCUGGGACCCCCCAACUCCUUGGGAUCCCCAAACUGCUCCCAGGACCCCCAGACUGCCCCCAGGACCCCUGGGACCCCCAAACUACACCUGGGACCCCCCAACUCCUUGGGAUCCCCAAACUGCUCCCACGACCCCCACAGGACCCCCAAACUGCCCCCAGGACCCCUGGGACCCCCAAACUACACCUGGGACUCCCCAACUCCUUGGGAUCCCCAAACUGCUCCCACGACCCCCCACAGGACCCCCAGACUGCCCCCAGGACCCCUGGGAUCCCCAAACUACACCUGGGACCCCCCCAACUCCUUGGGAUCCCCAAACUGCUCCCAGGACCCCCACAGGCCCCCCAAACUGCCCCCAGGACCCCCCCAACUCCUUGGGACCCCCAAACUGCCCCCCAGGACCCCUGGGACCACCUCAGGACCCCCAAACUCCCCCCAGGACCCCUGGGACUCCAAACUACCCCUGGGACCCCCCCAGGACCUCUGGGAUGCCCCCAACUCCUUGGGAUUCCCAGACUGCUCUCAAGACCCCCAUGGGAACACCCCCAGCACCCCAAAUUGCCCCCGAGACCUGUGGGACCCCCACAUUCCCCCAGGACCCCCCUGGAACCCCCAAAGUCCCCCCAGGACCCAGGUGCGGUUCCCCAGAAAGGAUUGGGGGGGUGGUUCCUGGAGCUGCUCGGUCACAGGGGGGGACACAGGUGGGGUGGGGGGGGUCCCAGCGCUUUUAUUGGGGUGAGACCCCCCCCUCAAGACGCUGCUCCCGGCCCCCCCAGCUGCUCCCGGAUGCGACGCGGCAGCUCCGGCUGCGUAAAGUACCCUGGGGGGGUACGGGGGGGUGAGGGGACGCCUGGGACCCCCUAUGUACCCCCCAGGCAUUGGGGACCCCCCCGGGACCCCCCGUCACCUGCAGCGAACUCCAGGACAUCAUCCGGGCGCUGGUGCAGCAGCUCCCUGGUUGGGGGAGGGGGGGGCACAGGGUUUUUUGGGGGAAAUGGGCUGUUUUGGGGGUUUUUAUGGCAAAUGAACGUUUGUUUUUCACA
Messenger RNA from Columba livia (rock pigeon), 2018 nucleotides. RefSeq names its product mitochondrial ribosomal protein L9 (gene MRPL9). NCBI's taxonomy places the organism in Eukaryota, Metazoa, Chordata, Aves, Columbiformes, Columbidae. Gene Ontology annotation, biological process: translation. The record is from RefSeq and is a predicted model, not a curated record. Gene Ontology annotation, molecular function: structural constituent of ribosome. Gene Ontology annotation, cellular component: mitochondrion; ribosome.